This is a messenger RNA of Ogataea philodendri, 450 nucleotides long. RefSeq lists its product as uncharacterized. The coding region runs from base 1 to 450 and encodes 149 amino acids. The transcript has 2 exons. NCBI's taxonomy places the organism in Eukaryota, Fungi, Ascomycota, Pichiomycetes, Pichiales, Pichiaceae. The record is from RefSeq and is a predicted model, not a curated record.
AUGGCCAGGUUGCCGGCAGACGAGUACAGAUACGAGAUCAUUCCAACCGAAAUCGUCGUCCAUGUCGUUGCUGGUGAUUCCCAAAGUUUGCAAACUUUGGUUAAGAGUGAGGUUUUGAGAGUGGUAUGCGAAUCUAGUGUAAUCGAAGUAGUCUUCCUCGAGCACAAACGUGAUAAUCAACAGCAGGAUGCCACUUGUGAUGGCUCCCGACCAUCCGACCCAGCGGAAGUCGGAGUCUCUGGCAAUCAAGUUGGCAGCAAGUGGACCCAAGUAUGUUCCAAAAGCAGUGGCCAGGAUGUAGAUUGUCACCACGGCACCCAAUUGGUGUCUAAAGAAAAUGCUGCUCAAACUGAGCUGGACCUGGGCCUCGGUUGCUCCCUCGGCAAACCCAACAAGGAUCUGCGAUCCAAAUGCGUCGCCUGUGUGCUGUAUUUUGGCAUACCAGAUUGA